Messenger RNA from Fusarium coffeatum, 1377 nucleotides. RefSeq lists its product as uncharacterized. The coding region runs from base 1 to 1377 and encodes 458 amino acids. Gene Ontology annotation, biological process: DNA repair. The record is from RefSeq and is a predicted model, not a curated record. The transcript has 3 exons. NCBI's taxonomy places the organism in Eukaryota, Fungi, Ascomycota, Sordariomycetes, Hypocreales, Nectriaceae. Gene Ontology annotation, molecular function: ATP-dependent polydeoxyribonucleotide 5'-hydroxyl-kinase activity; double-stranded DNA binding; polynucleotide 3'-phosphatase activity.
AUGCCUUCAGACGAGCAAACAAAGCGCAAGGCCUCUGAUGCGCCUGUGUCUCCUCCGCCCCUCAAGCGCAAGGUGCAGAGCGGCACAACCAAGACUGCUGUAGCGAACUUCUUCACGCCCGCGUCACAGAAGCCCAAGGACCCUACUGUUUGGUCUGAACGAAGCCCCUACAAUAACGAUGAUAUCCCCGGGACGUUACUCGUCGGCCGAUUCGAACCAGAGAAGAAAGAAGACAGGACGAUAAAGAGAAGGAAGAUAGCUGCUUUUGAUCUCGAUUCAACCCUUAUCUCUACAUCCUCAGGCAAGAAGCACGCGAGCAGCGGUACAGAUUGGAAAUGGUGGCACAACUCCGUCCCCACCAAACUACGAGAGCUGUAUCAAGAUGGAUACCGGGUCGUGAUAUUAUCGAACCAGGCAGGAUUGACAUUACACUUUGACGCAAAGUACAAGGGCCCCAAAGGCAACGCGCAGAAACGAGUUACCGAGUUCAAACAAAAGUGUAGCGCCGUCCUCAAUAGCCUCAACCUUCCGACCUGCGUCUACGCGGCGACCGAGCACGAUAUCUUUCGAAAGCCGAGAACUGGUAUGUGGAAGGAGGUCUGCGACGACUACGACAUCUCGGAGACCGACGUCGAUUUGGAGAAUAGCAUUUUCGUUGGCGAUGCAGGGGGACGCACCGCAAGUUUGGGGAAGGGUGCAGCCGCCGCCAAAGACUUUAGCUGCUCGGAUCGAAACUUUGCUCACAACGUGGGGAUCAAGUAUCUCACCCCCGAGGAGUUCUUUCUGGGCGAGGAAGCUCGGAGCUACGCUCGUGAAUUCGACCUCGCCGAGCAUCCCUUCAACGACGAUGCUCAAUCGGGGAGCUCCGCGGUGGUAUUCACCAAAACUAACGACAAGGACAUCAUCUUAUUCUGUGGGCCACCGGGUGCUGGUAAGAGCACUUUCUACUGGAAAUCCCUCAAGCCGUUGGGGUACGCGCGAAUCAACCAGGACCAGCUCAAGACUCGCGACAAGUGCGUGCAGGCGGCAAAGGAGCAUCUCCAAGAGGGAACCUCGGUCGCGAUAGACAACACCAACGCCGAUCCAGAGACCAGGACCGUUUGGGUAGAGCUUGCCAAGAAAUUCGGCAUUUCUAUCCGUUGCGUGUGGUUCAGGACGCCUCUCCAAGUGUGCGAGCACAACAACGCUGUGCGGGCGCUAAAUGAAUCGCUGAACCCCGAAGCCAGACCUGUCUUACCCAAGAUGGCAUUUACAGGUUUUGCAAGCAGGUUUAAAGCACCACAAGUCAAAGAAGGAUUCGAGGAUAUUACAGAAGUCCAGUUCCAGUUUCGUGGUACGGAGGAGGAGUAUCGAAUCUGGGGACGAUACUGGACGUAG